CGAAGACACACUCCAAGAAACCAAGAACACCGGCCACACGCACGCGCACGCACGGCAGGCGAGGCCGAGGACGAACAGACGAUAAAGGAAGCAAUGGCUCCGUCGCUCGCGUCGACGGCGGGGCUCCCGAGCUGCGGGGCGCGGCGCGGCGGCCGGUGCGUGGCCCGCCGCGCGUCCGCGGUUGCGACUCCGGCGACGGCGACGGCGAGGACGCACUACGAGGUGCUCGGGGUCGGGGCCGGCGCGAGCCGGUGCGAGAUCAAGGCGGCGUACCGGCGCCUGGCGAGGGAGGUGCACCCGGACUGCGGCGGCCGCGGCGACGAGGGGUUCAUCCGCCUGCACGCCGCGUACGCCACGCUCGCGGACCCCGACGAGCGCGCGCGCUACGACCGCGCCGCGGCGGUCCGGAGCCGGAUCAGGGCGGCGCCGUCGGGGUCCGGGGCGGGGUUCCGGCCGCGAAGGUGGGAGACGGACCAGUGCUGGUAGCACCGUAGCAGCAGCCACGUAGACGUAGCUGCGCCGGCGGUGGAGUGGAGUCGCCGGAGCGCGCUCGGUGGUCUGGUCCGUUCCCAGGGCCAGUUGCGACCAUGGGGCCCAUAUUGAAGACAGCCCACAUGAAAAACGGACCGCGAUCCUGGCAGCCCACAUGAGUUGGGAUCGUGGACUUUAUGGGCUGCAGGCUUCGUAGGCCUUUCGCGCCAGACCUGGCGCUGGAUAUUGUUGUAGGCCAUCUUGUCUUGGGAUCAUAGAGCUGCACGAAGAGACAUUUUUAACAUCUCUUUUGCACUGCUGCUACUCCUUCCACUCUAAAUUGUAAAAUAUUUUUAUCUUUUUAUUAACAUAUUAUGUUUACUAGUAUAUGUUUAUAUAUCGUGUAUAUAAUUAAAACAUUGUAUCUAGCGUCUUAUAA
Molecule: messenger RNA, 910 nt
Organism: Zea mays
Lineage: Eukaryota; Viridiplantae; Streptophyta; Magnoliopsida; Poales; Poaceae
Product: chaperone protein dnaJ 11
Exons: 1
Coding region: 94-486 (130 amino acids)
Source: RefSeq, marked validated